CCCGGCCUCAUGCUCACACAAGGAGCGAACGUUUUGUUCACUAAUCCCCCCUGGCAUUUUCUUUGCUCUCUGGAUCUCCAUCAUUAUCGAAGGAAUUGCCCGAGCCGGCGACCCGAAUGGCGAGCGCAUUCAGCUACCUCCUUAUCACCUUCAGCUUCUUUACCGUAGUCUCUCUCGCCCAAUCAUCUCCCUCUGCGUCACUCUUUCUCCCCCCACCUCACGCUGGGUCCCUCCCCGCCAUGCUCUUACCGCUCUUUCUUUCUCCUCCAAACGCUUCCAGAACCUCCCCCGAUACCCGUCGCCUCCUCCAGCGAUCCGAUGCUCGGAUGGGACUCUACGAUGAUCUCCUCCUACGCGGGUACUACACGACACGGCUUUGGAUCGGGACGCCACCUCAGAGAUUUGCCCUUAUCGUUGAUACGGGGAGCACUGUCACCUAUGUCCCCUGCUCUAGUUGCCAACAGUGUGGCACGCACCAGGAUCCAAAGUUCCAGCCAGAAUUGUCGAGCACCUACCAGCCUGUGAAAUGCAAUUUGGACUGCAACUGUGAUGAUAAGAAGGUGCAAUGUGUGUAUGAGAGACAAUAUGCUGAAAUGAGUAGUAGCAGCGGUGUUCUUGGGGAGGAUGUUGUAUCCUUUGGCAGUUUAAGCAAUCUUGAGCCGCAGCGUGCUGUUUUCGGCUGCGAGAAUGAGGAAACUGGUGAUCUUUUUAGUCAACGAGCUGAUGGAAUCAUGGGCUUGGGCCGUGGUGAUCUUAGUAUAAUGGACCAGCUUGUUGACAAGGGUGUGGUUAGUGAUUCCUUCUCGUUAUGCUAUGGUGGAAUGGAUGUUGGUGGGGGUGCUAUGGUUCUUGGUGGUAUUUCUCCCCCAACAGACAUGGUGUUUACCCACUCAGACCCUUUUCGGGAUGGCAACAGUCCAUACUACAAUAUUGAUUUGAAGAACAUACAUGUUGCGGGGAAGCCAUUGCUGCUCAAUCCAAGGGUCUUUGAUGGAAAACAUGGAACCGUCUUGGAUAGUGGUACAACAUAUGCCUACUUGCCUGAAGAAGCAUUUUUAGCAUUUAAGGAUGCUAUUAUGAAGGAACUUCAUUCCUUGCAGAAGAUUCGUGGUCCUGAUCCAAAUUUUAAUGAUAUAUGCUUUUCUGGUGCUGGGAGUAAUGUCUUGGAACUAUCAAAAACCUUUCCAGCUGUUGACAUGGUAUUUAGCAACGAGCAAAAGCUGUCACUAUCACCUGAAAAUUACUUGUUUCGUCACUCAAAGGAACAUGGUGCAUAUUGCCUGGGGGUUUUUCAGAAUGGAAAGGAUCCAACCACUCUUUUAGGAGGUAUUGCUGUCCGCAAUACUCUUGUUACAUAUGAUCGUGAACAUUCAAAGAUUGGUUUCUGGAAAACCAAUUGUUCAGAGUUAUGGGAACGACUUCAAAUAUCUGGUGCCCCUCCACCAAUGCCUUCAGCUCCAAAUGGAAAGAAUUCAACGGUAGAAAUCCCACCUACAUUAGCUCCCACUGAAGCACCACAUUAUGUGCUUCCAGGGGAACUCCAAAUUGGAGAAAUAACAUUUGAUAUCAUAUUCAACGUCAGCUACUCAGAUCUUGAGCAUCAUAUUACAGAACUGGCCAAGCUCAUAGCUGAUGACUUGGAAGUUAUUCCCUCUCAGGUCCAUUUAUUGAAUUUUACUCCCAAUGGAAAUGAUUCCCUCAUUAGAUGGGCCAUCUUUCCAGCAGGCUUCAGUAACUACAUUUCUAAUGCCACAGCUAUGAAUAUGAUUGCCCGAUUUGCUGAACAUCGAGUGGAGCUUCCUGGGACCUUUGGAAGUUAUAAGUUGGUUCGAUGGAGCAUUGAACCUCUGGCUAAACGGACAUGGUGGCAGCAAAACUAUCCGAUUGUACUUGUAGCCGUUAUUGGUACUUUACUGAUCGGAUUAUCAGCUUCUGGAAUGUGGUUUAUUUAUAGACACAGACAACAAAAGCUUAAUGCGUACAAGCCUGUCAAUGCAGCAGUUCCAGAGCAAGAACUCCAGCCGAUAUAAAGUAUUAGGAGCUACAUUUGGUGGUGAUGUAUGCCGAAUUACAUUGCUGACAGGAUCUUUGACUCACACAAUGACUGAAUUCUGCUACCAUGGCAUCUGGCCUGACUGAGAUUCUUGUUACCCUGAAAAUUGUCAUUCUUUUGUAAUUCCUUGUUCACUAAAUCUGGACAGGGAGGUAUAUGAACACAGGCUUUGGAUAUGCUUGUAAACGUUUUUAAUUGUUGAUGCAGAGUGCUGUAAAAUUCGAGCGAAACAAAAGGUUGCUUAAUAAAGCAAAAUUCCAUGUGCCUCUUUUAUCA
Messenger RNA from Carya illinoinensis, 2329 nucleotides. Its product is annotated as aspartic proteinase 36-like. Gene Ontology annotation, biological process: proteolysis. Gene Ontology annotation, molecular function: aspartic-type endopeptidase activity. Bases 117 to 2030 code for a protein of 637 amino acids. The transcript is spliced from 12 exons. NCBI's taxonomy places the organism in Eukaryota, Viridiplantae, Streptophyta, Magnoliopsida, Fagales, Juglandaceae. The record is from RefSeq and is a predicted model, not a curated record.